Messenger RNA from Rotaria sp. Silwood2, 1635 nucleotides. The record is from the annotation of a GenBank genome assembly. Lineage: Eukaryota; Metazoa; Rotifera; Eurotatoria; Philodinida; Philodinidae.
GAUUCGACGUAUCAGCAACAUAGAUUGUUUGAUGAUCAUCCACAUACAAACCCCAUGGGUUGUAGAGUUGAUUUAUUCCAUUGCCAUAUCCAUUUCCUCCAGCCACAGUGAGACCAUUUUGUUGCCAUCGAGCAUUUGGAUGAAUGUGAAUGGAACUCCCACGUAAUGGAUGGACUGAAAUAGAGAGAAAGGAGAGGAUAAAAUGAUAAAGUAAGAGAGAAGAGAAAGAGAGACAGAGACUAUAGAGAGAAAAAAGUGAAAAGUUCAUUUGAAUUUUUAUAAAAAUCAACAUCAUUCGAAGUUUGGGCUCGUUUUCGAAUUUCUCUUCAUAGAAAUUUCAUGUGCAAGAAGAAAAAUAUUUUUGUUAAAUUCUGAACUUUGCAAGGAACGAUUGUUUAAUUUCAAACGUCUUAUUUAGUUGAAUGUUAUUGAUGACAACGUUUUCUGCCUAUAAUGAACUGUUUCUUUAUUUCUUUCGUAAAUUGAAACUUUUUCGUUCUUGGAUUCGAGCUCAAAUGGAGACUACUCCUACCCAAAAGACAAUAUUUCAACAUCGCUCAUAUUCAUAUAUUACUGAAAACGAGUUUUCGAUGAAAUGCAGACUUAUGCUUAGGAUCGACUUUCUAUCAAAGAAACAAUCGAGAAUGUUUUCGUUGAAAAUUCAAUACUUGUUAGAGAAUAACCAAAUCUAGAUCGUCCUACAAUACGUCAUUUACAGCACAAAAUAUCAAUUGCAACGUCUUAUUGAAACAUUCGAAUCAAAAAGUCAUCGUGUCUAAAGAAUUGCAUGUUAAUCUCUUUUUUCAAAUAGAUCUGCUCAACAAUUUGUCCCAUAGAGUGAACAUAUUUACGCUUCAAGAAAUCCUUAUAUCUUGUGUGUAUUUUGUUCGUGAAGUACUUUGAUUGAAGUGUUGUUUUUUAUAAACUAUCAUUGUGAAUGAAGUGGAGUAUAAGAAACUGAAUGUGAGUGGUUUUGUGUAUAUUGAAUAUGAGAGUGGAACUAGAUGUUUUCAGGAUCUGCCAUUUAUAUAUCUUAUAUAGAUGGACGAUCCUCCUUUUUCUUCUUCUUCUCUCUCUCUAGUCAGUUGUUCUGGUAUUAUUAUUGUUAUUGUUAUGUCGUUAUGAACAGUUUAGGUUCUUGUUAUAUCAACAUAUAAAAUAAAGAAAACGUAAGGAACCUAACAAUGGCGCACUAGCCGGUAUUGCUUUUAAACAAAAAAAAUUCCGCAUGGCAGGCAAUGCAAAUAUCAGACCAGUGACAACAUUCAUGAAUAUUAAAUCAACUCGGUCUACAACUGAUUUUACACAAACAACUAUUGAUUUAAACAAAAAUGAGAAACUCAGUCGCUAGGUCAUGAUUUAGAUGAUCGACGAUCAGCUGCAAAUGAUCAAAAAUAUCAAUCUUUAGUACGACAACAAUUAAAUUUAAUACAAAAAUUUGAUGGAUGUGGUAAUCCAAAACAUUGGUUAAAACGUAUUAUGGAAAAAUUUGAUUUAUUACAACUUACAUCUCUUGAACGUAAUGAAUUAAUUUCAGAGAUUUUAACUGGUGAUGCACUUAUUUGGUAUAUUGAACAACAAGAUGAUAUGUUCAACAUUAACUACAUUUAUGAAGACAUUUUUACAACAUUUUGA